Messenger RNA from Moneuplotes crassus, 403 nucleotides. The record is from the annotation of a GenBank genome assembly. NCBI's taxonomy places the organism in Eukaryota, Ciliophora, Spirotrichea, Euplotida, Euplotidae.
UUUGAAAUUGUGAUAAUGGAAGCUCAAUUUGAAAACCCACAAAUGAUACAUCCGACAAAUGUAGAUGCAGAACAGCCAGACUUUACUCCAGUGGUUCCCUCAAACCCUUACAUAGCUGGCCCAGCUAUUGUUCCAAGCCAGGCCCCAACUCCAGACCCAUCUUCACAAUAUCCAGGUCAACCCUUCCAGAUAGGUCAGCCGGUAGACUCUCCAGCUCCAGCUCAGAGUAGGCAGCCUCUGUACCAGACACAACCACCACCAAGAAGGAGAAGAGCCAAAAAGGAAUGCUGUGACUGUAAGAUGAACAGUGACGAUCAAGAAUGCCUGAGAUGUCUCUGCUGAUGUCUGUGUCUCCCUAUAUAUGUUUGUAUUUUAUGCUUUAAGAAAUAAAGUUACUCAGUGG